This is a messenger RNA of Parasteatoda tepidariorum (common house spider), 2869 nucleotides long. RefSeq names its product eukaryotic translation initiation factor 2 subunit 2. Gene Ontology annotation, molecular function: translation initiation factor binding; mRNA binding; translation initiation factor activity. Gene Ontology annotation, cellular component: eukaryotic translation initiation factor 2 complex. Lineage: Eukaryota; Metazoa; Arthropoda; Arachnida; Araneae; Theridiidae. The record is from RefSeq and is a predicted model, not a curated record. Gene Ontology annotation, biological process: formation of translation preinitiation complex; translational initiation.
CAGCUAUCGAUUGUAAUCUUCUAAAAUGCUUUAAUGAAAUCCUCUAUUUAUACUCAGUUAUGUUUUUGCUUAUGAACGACUAUUUGGAUACUGUUAUUCUAUUUAUACUUUAAUAGCACUUUUUGCUGAGAGUUUGAGAAGCCAAAAUAAAUUUUACAAGUAUUGUUUUCUACAACUGAAAUUUCCUUAUACUUGUUUUUCCUGGGAAAAGAAUUCGAGCAUUUUCUUGAUCCAUCGACGCAGCGAAUAAAAGAAACGAAUAAUAAUAUUUGCUUCGGAGGAAGAAAUGGAGAAUAAAUCCUCAAAUCAAGAGUCAGUAUUAAAAGAUACCAGCAACAUGAAGUUGCUGGCAAGUCCUGGCACAGAAGAUUUGAAUUUGCACUAUGCGAAGCAAGAUAUAAAAAAAUUACCAUUGAAAAAGGAACCUGAAAACGAACUAUUAGAUUCUCAAAUGCUCGAUCCAACAAAUUUUAUCAUUCAGGAUUUAGAUUGGAAUUUCAACUCAGCUAAAAAGAGAAGGAAAAAGAAGUUGAUUAAUGACAAUCUGUCUCUUACACGUGAUGAGGUUUCUAUGAAAACUGAUUUUUCCAAUCAAGAGCUACCAGACACAAUCAAAGCAGAAUUGAUGCCAAAUACUGACAGAACAGAAUUAACAGAUAUGACGUUGAAACAUGAACAGAAAACUUUAAAAAAGACAACAACCAACGAAUCAUUAAAUUCCAAGACGCUUGAUCCAAAGUCUGAAGAUACUUUUAACAUUCAGGAUUUGGAUUUCAACAUGCUCAAAAAGAAGAGAAGAAAAAAAACUGGAGGGGGCAAUUUGUUCGUCGACGAUGAUCAGUUGAAAACCGAUUCUUAUGAUUUAUCCAGUAACACAGGAGAUACAGAUUAUAAUUACGAAGACUUACUAAGCCGAAUAUACAACAUCAUUUGUGCGAAAGACCCAAAAAGCAAAUCGGACAGUCAAAAGAGUAUAAUAAUGAGACCUCCUCAAGUUAUACGAAUUGGAACAAGAAGAACUUCUUUCACUAAUUUUUUGGACGUUUGCAAAACUCUUCAUCGGAGCCCUCAACAUUUGCACACCUUCAUCCUCGCUGAACUUGCUACGAGUGCCUCCAUCGAUGGCAACAAUCAACUGAUUAUUAAGGGCAGAUUCGAACAAAGACAAAUCGAAACUGUUUUGCGACGUUACAUAAAAGAGUACGUGACUUGUCGUGCAUGCCAUUCCUUUGACACGAUGCUUCAAAAGGAUUCAAGACUGUGUUUCUUGCACUGCGAAUCAUGUGGAUCUAGGUGGGCUGUAGCAAGUAUUAAAUCUGGUUUCCAAGCUGUCACAAGCAAACGAGCUGCAAUAAGAGCCAAAGUUAACUGAUAAUACCAUUACUUAGUAUUACUUUUUCUUCCUUUACUGUCAAAGUUUGGUAUUUAAAAACUUUUCAUUCUUUAUCCACUACAACUAAUUAAUUAAUGUGUGGAGAAAUUACUUCAUACAACACAAGUGAACAUUUUACACCUUUUGGAUGAAAUUUUUUUCAGACAAGACCGUUGCUUAGCAACACUAGAUGAACGGAGAUAAUCAAAAAAUUUCAUCAAAAUUUUCGCAGUUGCCUAGGAACGCUGAAAAAUUUCACAAAUUCAAACUUGAUCAAUGAUUUUUAGCAAAAUGCCAUUUAAAUACAGCUGAAUGUUCCUUUAUGAGAGGAGCAUAUUAAAAAAAUAGUCCUAGGAAAUAAAUGUUUUGUUCCAUUUAUACAAAUAUUCGAUUUCGCCUACUUAGGGGGAGAGCGUCCUAAACCACAUUUACGUCAUAUGGAGACGAAAAGCAAUAACAAAUCCCACGGUUGACUUGAAGGCCAGAAUUAGAACAGGCCAGUCAUCGCUGAGAUUCAAACCUGGGUCACCUCAUUGGGAUCUAUCCUCCGAGUUAACAUUAUCUUAAUUGUAAAACCCAGGAAUAAUUUCUAAUUAAUAUUUAAUUAAUUAAUAAUUAUUUCUGACACUAAUGUAAUAUUUUUGAUGUUUUAAAUUCAGGCUGUGGGGAUUUGAAAUCUAAAAUUAGUUUUUCUCCAAAAUCUCCAGAUUUUUUUAAAUGACGUUUUUAAUCUACUUUUUACGAAAUAUACAAAAUUAAGAACGUUAUAAGGGGAGCAUAAACUCAGGGGAAGAUAGGGCACAUCAUCAUGAUUAAAAUUGCAUAGCACCCCAUGCCCGGAAAUGUCAUUGUAAGCGGCUGAAGGCAUUUCCCUGUUAAGGCCUGUUCAAGCACACGAAAAAACAGUUCAUAACAAGGAAGCGCCCCUAGCAGCGUAUGACGACGUUCCCGGGCAUGGACUCCUGGACAGUUUUGAUCCUGAUGAUAUGCCUUUACUCUCCUAGAUGCUUGUCGCAACAUUUAAGCGACCCCCUGUUAUACAUAACGUUUUUAAACUUGUACAUUUAAACAAAAUUAGAUUAAAAAUGUUAUUUUUAAAAAAUUGUAGAUUGGAGAGAGAAAUUAAUUGCAGAUUUGAAAUCAGCGACGUGUAAAUAUCUAAGAUAUGUAAAAAAAAUUCAUGCAACAAAACAUAAAAAAAUUUUUAUUCCUCAGUGUAAUCUCAGUGAAAAGAUUCUUUUGUCGUCAUUAAGGGAACAGAACAAAUUUAUUCCAAAAAAGUAGUGGAUAGAGUUAUUUUUAAAAAUAAAAUUCACAUGAUCUAACAUUGUAUUUUAAGCACACAAAGAAUGUAUGUAAAUAUAAGCCAUUAUGGAACUUGUUUGUUUAUUUAUUAUUAAUUUAAAAUAUUGCAUACAUUUGCUCUCAUCUUUUAAUUGUAAAACUUUCUGUUGUUUUAUUUUGUAUGAGUGAUUUUGUUUUAUUUAUUUGCCUAUG